CAGGAUCUCCCAGAGCUCCACUUUUCCCCCUUCCUUUCCAAACUUUCCUUUCACCAAUUCCUUUCUAUUCUACCUAGCUAGCUGGGUACACCUCCCUCAUCUGAAUUGCCCGCCGAAGAGAAAUGAAACUGCCAAGUAUUCCGGCCGCCGCCGCUCUGGACGGUUUCUUCAAUAACUUGCAGUACGAGCCCAAGUCGGUCCUCGAGCUCCUCCCGAGCGCUGCCGAUGACCAUCUCGACGACGAUCAUCACUUCCUCCCCGACUUCCAUGAUUGGGACUCUCUCAUGAUGAUGACCAAACCUCCCCUCGCCGCCAGUAAUUCUAGCGAUCCUCUCCUUUUCACCCCACCGCCUCCGCCGGAGAAUGCGACCGAUUACUUCUUCGCCGCCGCCGAUUAUUAUGACACCUCUAUUAUCGGUAAUUUGUUGGAUGAAGAUGGGGAUAAUGAUAAUAAGAAGUGCUGCAGCAGCUGGCGUUACGAGUAUGAUUACGUGGACGAGCUGAUCCAGUUGGCCGACUGCUUCGACAGCUUCCAGCCGCCUCAUCAGCUCCUGCUGGCGCAGCUCCAUCACAAGCUCCCCUCCCCAGCCGGGAAGCCGCUCCGGAGAGCCGCCUUCUACUUCAAGGAAGCCCUUCAGUCAGGCGGCGGCCGUGCCUCCACAACCCCCUCCGACGACGUUAUUAUUAAGGCCAUCGAAGCUUAUCAAAUCUUCUCCAGCAUUUCCCCUGUCCCCAUGUUCUCCGGCUUCACCGCUAACCAAGCCAUGCUCGAGGCCGCCGUCAUGCACGACGAUGAUGACGAGGGCUCCGCGGUGUUCCUACACGCCAUUGACUUCGACAUCGGCUUUGGCUCCCACUGGGCUUCGUUCAUGAAAGAGCUAGUAGCCGAUAGAGGAGCCGAUCAGUGGACUAUUCUUCAGAUAACGGCUGUGGUUCCUGACAGCUUCGGCGUUGAGUCGAAGCUGGUCAAGGAUAACUUGGCUCAGCUCGCGAGCGAGCUGAGCAUCGACUUCCACAUGGAUUUCGUGCUCCUGAGUACGUUCCGACUUCUCUCCUUCGAAUCCGUCAAGUUCUUAGACGGCCAGAGAGUGUUGGUCCUUUUGUCUCCGGCGAUUUUCCGGGUGGUCGAAGCCAGUUAUUUUGCCGCCGAUCUCCGCCGGAUUUCGCCUGAGAUGGUGGUGAGCGUGGACUGCGACGGGACUGUCGGGUGCGGGCCGUCGUCCGUGCGGCAGACGGUGAUCGACGGGCUGAUGUUUUACUCCACUCUGUUGGAGUCUCUCGAGGCGGCGAGCGCCGGCUGGGGCGGUGACUGGAUGGAGAGGGUUGAGAACUUCGUGGUGGUCCCGAAGAUAGAGGAGAUGGUAGGGGCGGCCGGCAGCAGUGGGACGGCGUGGAAGGAGGCUUUUGCGGCGGCGGGGUUCCGGGAGGUGGGGUUGAGUCAAUUUGCUGACUUGCAGGCCAACUGCCUGGUGGGGAGGAUGCAGAUCGGAGGUUUCCACGUGGCAAAGAGACAUGAGGAGAUGCUGCUGUGCUGGCACGACAGGGCCCUCGUCUCCACGUCAGCGUGGAAGUGAACCUGAUUAAUUCCAUCUCCGAUCCAUCUUUGUACACAAACCACAUAUACAGCUAAGCCAACCAUAGUUAGUUAGGGGCUCUGUCGGACAUGAUUGUACUCACUCCGUUCCAAAAAGAUCUUCCUGUUUCAUUUUUUCCGCAUCUUAUAAAACACUUUUAUCCCACGUCAAAUGCAAAAAAACUUUCAAAACAACUUCUACCCACAAUAAAUGAGAAAUGUGGUA
This is a messenger RNA of Cuscuta campestris, 1799 nucleotides long. NCBI's taxonomy places the organism in Eukaryota, Viridiplantae, Streptophyta, Magnoliopsida, Solanales, Convolvulaceae. The record is from the annotation of a GenBank genome assembly.